AUUAGAGAGAGAAAAGAAGUGGUGGCCAGGGACGACCCCUCAGUUUACGCGUGGUCUCCCUCGGUCGCGUGCCACUGCGUGGGCGGCGAGUGUUCAGGUCUUGACGUGGUCUAUAGUCCUGUGGAGCUCUGGAAGCCAACCAGAUGGCAUCUUUGACUGCUGUGCCUAUAGGUUUUCACUAUGAGACAAAAUAUGUUGUCCUCAGCUAUUUGGGUCUGUUAUCACAGGAAAAACCUCAGGAACAGCAUUCUCUGCCAACUCAAGAUCCAUCUACAGUUUCUCAAGCUUUAGAUAAGGAGGUUCUGGAGAAAGUUAAAGCAGAAAUUGAGGACGAAUUGAAACAUCUUGAUGAAGAAAUUUUGGAAGCCUUUACCAGCACAGGAUUUGACUGCCACACAUCUCCAGUCUUCAGUCCUGCUGACCCAGAGACUUCAAUAGAAGACUGUUUAGCACAUCUUGGAGAAAAAGUAUCCCAAGAACUGAAGGAACCUCUUCAAAAGGCAUUAGAGGCCCUACUUAGCAAGCCAGUGACUUAUCAGGAAUACAAAGAAAGGACACAGGAGGCAGCAACUCAUGCCACUGGAUGGAGUAAGGUUUUAGUGCCUUUGGUAAUACUUCAGCAGUUCUUAGUGGAGCUCACAAGACGGGGCCAGGAGCCGCUUGGCGCACUGCUGCAGUUUGGUGUGACGUACCUAGAAGACUAUGUUGCAGACUACGUCAUUCAACAAGGCGGAUGGGGCACUGUCUUUAGUUUGGAUUCUGAAGAGGAGGAGUACCACGGACUCAUUGCCGAAGAUAGCAAUGACAUCUAUAUCCUAACCAGUGACAACUCAGGCCAGGUGAGCCCUCCUGAGUCACCCACAGUGACAACGUCCUGGCAAUCAGAGAGCUUGCCCGUUUCCUUGUCAGCUAGCCAGAGCUGGCAUACGGAGAGCUUGCCAGUCUCUUUGGGGCCCGAGUCUUGGCAACAAGUGGCCAUGGAUCCCGAAGAAGUGAAGAGUUUGGACAGCAAUGGAGGUGCGGAAGAGAGAAGUGAAAACAACUCCUCUAACUCUGAUAUUGUACAUGUUGAGAAGGAGGAGAUCCCAGAGGGGGUUGAGGAAACAUUAACUUCUGAAGCAGUUCUUCAAUCUGAAACUGCAAAGCAGGGUUCCUCAGAUGCUCCUACCACCUUGCUGGAGAUGGAGUCAGAGGCAGAAAUCAUGUCAAUUAAAAAACCAAGCCUAUCUGCGACUAUGCCUACUGAACACCAGAAAGAGGGAGCGGCAGUAGUGGAGUUGGAACCUGAAACUCCAGUACUGAGUAAGCCUGCCAAGAAAUCAUCUCCUGUAGAGGACAAAGCAGCCUCCAAACCUGAGAGAAUACUGCCUCCAGAAGAGGAACUGGAGGUGAGGAAAGAGGGCUAUUCCGAAGAAAAGGAAGAGAAGUCUCCCGCUGGAGAAGAGAAACCCAUCCUGCUGCCAGAAGGCAAAUCAAUUCUGCUAUACGGUGGGGCUGCUGCAGUGGCCAUCCUGGCAGUGGCAGUGGGUGUAGCGCUGGCGUUGCGGAAGAAGUAAUGGACUUCGCUUGGAUCCACAUUUAGUUGCAUUGACUGAGGGUUAUGAUGCCCACUGUUAAUGGGGAAUCUAUGUAACUUAAAGGGUGGUGGGGCAAGGGUACGCUGUCAGGUUAAGUCUAGGGACAAUCAUGUUUUUAGUGGACUGGGGCUGGAGCUUCCUGAUUAACAUAUAGGGGUGUCAUUUUUUAAAACCCUGCACAUGUAAGUAUCUAUGUAUAAAUAAGGAACGUGAAUGUUUAUACACUGGAAACUGGAAUCUAAAAUUCCAGGGGAAUGGGAGAGUUGAUGGCUACCCCCUGGAGAUUUUCCUUACAUAGCUGCUAUUGCAGCUUUUCGGUUCCCCAUCCACCUCUUGAAUGAGAGGUGCUUCGGUUUGGCAGCAUGAGGCUGGUCUCCCUUUUUUUGCCUCAGCUUCCUCAGGUACUGCACUGCUCCUGUUGACCUCCCAGUUCUCUUUUAAACCCCAGUGGGGUAGUGCUUCUUCAAACCUCUUUGCUUUCUACUUUUGUCUCCCCCCGCAAUACUUUCUGAGGCCCACCUUUCAAAAAUUGUGCUUCUCUCUAGUAGAAUUCUCAGUGUUCUAUAAUGUUGUGUGGAGGAAGUAAGUCUCCCAGGGUGAAUUAGAAUGGUUUGGAUGGGAAAAGGUAGAUGUUCUUAGAGCCCCCAUGUGUAUUUGUCACUUCAGUGAUUACCGAAAACCUGACUCUUCCCUCCCCCCUUACUCCAUACUACUUCACUGCAUCCAUUUUGGUGGGAGCUGUAAUAUUUUGAUCAAGUUUGUUAUGAUUAUGAAAGAAAAUGAUGGAAAUAUUUCUACCCAGUAUUCAUAAGCAAAAACUGAUGAGUCAGAGUUGAUCUGGCACCAUUUGUGAAAUGACUUAAGCACCCACUUGGCUCAUCUUUUCUUCUGAAUUUGCACAACGUUCAAUGGUGGAUUGCAUUUAGCCUUAAAUUGACCUUGGCCACUGCCAAAUUAGCAAAUCCAGGGUCUUCCGAGAAACCUCCAAUCUGAACAGCAUCAUGCUAUACCUUCCAGUUAUCUGCCUAAUUCCUGGCUAUAGGAUGAGUGAUGUUGUGAAAGCUGGUAGUCUCAAGCAGCUCAUGUAAAUUUCUUGGGUAAUUGUUAUGUGUACAGAGUUUGGAGAAGUACUGAGAAAAGGUAGAUAAAUUAAAACCAAAUAUUUUUUUCUCCAAAUACAUUUAAUCCUGGUCUGUGACAUAAUAGAUGUAUCCCUUCUUUCAUCCUCCACUUUCAUUAAAUGAUGCUGAGGGCUCCCCCCCUCCAUUUCUAGUGAUUUGUAGCAGCGUUAAAGUGUAGAGUUAGUGGUGGGGGGGGGAGCGUUCCCUCCUCUUAAACCUUUGCCAUAGCUGCCUUUUCAUGUUAUCUUCUGUAGAUCAGAUGAUCAAGAAGUUCCUAAAUGUCUUUAUUUAGACAUGGUUUCCAGCUUUCUAUUCAUAUAAAUAAAAUUAAAAGCAUCUCAAAUGAUUACACACGAGCUAUCAUGUGGCAUUUACAUUCAUUUGGCAACAUCUUGGCAAAAAUGUAGGAUCUCCUGGUCGUAACAUUGACAAUUUAAAUUGCCUUUGUUGGCACAUCAAUUGAGCAAAUGUGCCAAUAUUUCAUUUUUAGGCAUUUGCUCAUCAAUAGACUUGCUUCACACAUGAAACCGUCUAUAGCCAUACCAGCUUGGAGACUGGUGGCAGGCAGUCUUACUGUACCAGGGAUAUUGGUACAGGUAAAUUUGAUGGAUGUAGCUCAAAAGGGGACAGGUGAAGCAAGCCCUAAGAACUUCAUUGUAACCUGGCCUUUUUUACCAACUCCCUUUUCAAAAACCUGUCUCUCUACUUCCUCUUAAUAAUGUGAUAAUUGAUGUUCUUCAAAAAGCUGUGAUUCAGUAGGGUUUUCAUAUACAUUUAAUUAGUGGUACUUGCUCUUCUGCAUCUUAACAUUUAGUUGCAGUGGUCUCUUGUGUCAGGUACCCAUGGAUCUCUGGUGGUGGUUAGUUAUCCUGUUCAACAUUAGCUCCAGCAAAGGAUCAAAGGUGAUCAGAAAGUUCAGUUCUAAUGCCUUGUGCGGGAGGCAGCAUCAUGUUGAAAACUUUUUUGGGAACCAAAUUAGUGGAGCACUGCUUCAUGCAUCCCAUUCUACCAAAUUUGGCAUGUAUCAUCUUGAGGCAAUCUUGCUCAUUGCAUAACCACAACCCUGGAUUUGCUGUCAGUUGACAUUGACAGGGAAUCACAGGCAAGUCACUCCUCUCUGGUGAAUGUCUUACUCACUUGCAAACAUGUUUUGGCAUUCCUGCAUUAUUUUUAGCGUGAAUCUAAAACCUCCUUCGUGCACACCACAUUAGUUUUAAGGUAGCCCUUGAAUGAAGGGGGGGGGGUUCCACUUGUUUGGCUAGUGCUACAGGACAGGAACUGUGCUACAGCUGCUGACUAGGUAAUUCAGAGCUUUAGCGCUAUUUAUCAUUUUACCAAAAAAGUGCCUCAGUGUAUUCCAUUAUUUUCCUUUGUAUAUUUGCCUACUUUCUGAUUCAUAGCUUUCUUGGCAGGUCGUGGUGCUGAAGGCUUUGGAAGACUAGUUCAGAAAAUGAAAUAACCCUUAGCACCUGUAUGGCUGGUUUAAAGCCCUGCUGCAGCACAGUUCCUCUGGAAGUGUUUGGUUCCUAGAACCUGCUUCACCACUUUGCAAGUCUCACAGUCGCAACUAGUUUGGCUUGUCAGAUACUUGGAAGUGCACUAGUACUGGACAACUGUGAUAAAAGAUAGGAAAUACCUAAAGUUAACUUGGUAGAAUUCUGAUAUGUAAACGGAUGGUAGAAGUGGAUGGUUCCCACCUUGCCUGAUUCUACGAUUUAACCUGAGCUUGUUAUUAGUACGAGGUCUGACAUUGGCUAUUGCCUACGCUAUUCCGUCAACAAAUGACUUUUGUUACGUUCUUUGUGUGGACUAUUGCUGCUUUUGUGACCUCAGUGAUGGUAUUUGAUGCUCUCACACUUUAUAAAUUCCCACUUCCACAUAUCUCUACACUAACCAUUUUACUUGAUCGAGAUGUGGUGUGUGUCACUUGCUGGGGGAAGCAGAAGGGGGCUGUCAGGGCCUGGCCCCUCUGCCUCAGUUAUGUAUCUCCUCUCUUAUUAAUGAAUAUGGGGAGACAGUGCUAGGAGGUCCUCUCUCCUAAUAGGCAAAGCCCUCCUUUAUUCAGUUGUCAGAAUGAUAGAAUAUUAGAAACAUUAAAAAGGAUGCAGAACUGAAUUGCUAUUAAGUAGAGGCCACUUGCGUAGCUGACAUUUGCCUAGAGCUAGUAUUCUGUUAUAGUGGGGAUUCAUAAUAGAACAAGGCUUGGUUAAGGUGUGGCAUCUUUUACACUUAUGUUUUGAAGUCAUAUCUGUUAAUUUACUUCUGUUUUCUUAGGCAAUGGCACUGAUGCUUUGAACCAAUGUCCUGCUGUGAAGUACCACAAGAGAAGGGCUAGCGUGUUGUAAAAGUACUUUGUACUCUGGCAAAAGUACUUCUCAGGGUUAUAUGUUCAUAUGCUGCAGACACAGGCCGGAGUACACAUUUAGUUUGGGGGCUGGAAAAAAUAUAUGCUAAAUACCUUUUGGGAGGGUGUCAUCUAGAACAUAUCUUUGGUCAUAUAUCCUAGUCAUGUAGAAAUUCCAAAAAUAGUAUAGGUUUGACCUCUGCAUUUGAACCCCUAAACUGAAUCACAAUUGCUCUCCUUUCCUCCCAAGUGCUUCCACUUGACAAAACACUUGGGUGGCAUGGCACUAGUCUACUGAAAGCCCUCCUUCCUUUCCAGUUAAAGCUAAGUCUAGUUUUCACAGCUUCACCUGCCUGGGACAAGCUCCAACUUGAUUACUAUGGCUUUGAAUGAUCGGCUGUGCUAUUUUAGACUUUACUACUGUAUUCAUGCCUGAUAGUUUUUAAAGAAACUCUUUCUUGAACAUGAAAUCCACAUGGUAGGGACUAACACUCCAGUACUCCUACAGCAUAGAUUUCUCUAACAAUUGCAUAGAGCGAUUGUUUGUAUCCAAGCAUUACAAAGGUGGUUCUUGAUUUAGGCUUUUAGGGAUUUCUCAAAGGCAAAAGCUGUUAACUGCUGCCUUACCCAUAAGGAGAUGGUGAAACAAGUCUUAGCUCCAUUGUGUCCACGUCUCUACACUUGCUAGCUUAAAAACAAGAUUUAUCCACAGUAGACUCCAAGAACAUAAACCAAAAUGCAAGGCAAACAGCUGAAAUUAUUCAGCAUUAUGUCGGAAAAGAGAGAGAAGCCCUGGCUGCUUUUUCAAAUAUUUUGGUUUUGAGUAGCUACAAAUGGGUGGGGAAAACCAUUACAGAAGGCUGAUAAACGAAUGAGUAUAAUAAACUGAGAACAAUUUAUCCCAGCGCAGUAAAAAGUAACUCUAGUGACUAACACUGCCAAUUUCAAAUCCUGUACACACAAGCAUGAAUUUGAUGACUAUCAUCAAACAUUCUGUCUUCUGCGUGUGCUUCCCCCACCCAUCAUGCACUUUGCAACAGUAAGUGGAUGUGAAUUAUGUGUGACAUGAGAUGCAAGAGCAAGUCAGUAGGUAUUCAGAGCAAGUGCAGUUCUUGAUCAUUCCUGGUGUAAGGGCUGUGCUUUUACAAAUAAUACUGUCUGAAACUUCUUGUGCCAUUUGUUGACUUGGGGUAAAAAGAAACCUGCUGUUUCCAGUGUUAAAAAGGGAGUGAUUGCCAGCUCCAUCAUGACUGUGUUUAUAAAUUGAAAGGGUCAUACAUUUUUCUUCCCCUAAUGGGACUCUGUUGUAAGACCAUGCCUCCACCACCACUCCAGUUGCACUUUUAAUAAAGUCAAUUUUGGAAAGAAAAAAAAAAGAGUGGACUUUCUUUGCAUUACAGGCAAAGGAUACCAUUUUUAAUUUCUUCACUUUCCCACCUCAUCCACAGUUGUAUAUUUUGAGAACAACUCAACUGUAUGUCUGCAUAUGAUUUAG
Eublepharis macularius is the source of this 6537-nucleotide messenger RNA. RefSeq names its product BCL2 like 13 (gene BCL2L13). Gene Ontology annotation, biological process: regulation of apoptotic process; apoptotic process. Gene Ontology annotation, cellular component: mitochondrion. Lineage: Eukaryota; Metazoa; Chordata; Lepidosauria; Squamata; Eublepharidae. The transcript is spliced from 7 exons. The record is from RefSeq and is a predicted model, not a curated record. The coding region runs from base 144 to 1556 and encodes 470 amino acids.